AUGGAUACGCCCUUAGAUUUACUGAAGCUGAACCUAGAUGAAAAAGUGUUUGUGAAACUGCGUGGUGCGCGCGAGAUGACAGGCGUUCUGCAGGCGUUUGACUCGCACUGCAACAUCGUUCUCUCUAACGCAACCGAAACGAUAUAUGAGCUGGUCGAUGGAGAGCUUAAGUCGAGCACUAAAGGCUCGGAGAUGGUUUUUGUCAGAGGCGACUCUGUUACGCUGAUCACAACGCCUUCUGAUUGA
Messenger RNA from Lachancea thermotolerans CBS 6340, 246 nucleotides. RefSeq names its product U4/U6-U5 snRNP complex subunit LSM3 (gene LSM3). Bases 1 to 246 code for a protein of 81 amino acids. The record is from RefSeq and is a predicted model, not a curated record. Gene Ontology annotation, molecular function: RNA binding. Gene Ontology annotation, biological process: mRNA splicing, via spliceosome; P-body assembly. The transcript has a single exon. Gene Ontology annotation, cellular component: catalytic step 2 spliceosome; precatalytic spliceosome; P-body. Lineage: Eukaryota; Fungi; Ascomycota; Saccharomycetes; Saccharomycetales; Saccharomycetaceae.